ACUACAGGCUCCUCUAAUAUGACCGCCCUAGAAAUUUAACGUCAGAUGUUCGGGGAGGGGAUGCUACUUGGGUCGCUUCUUUAGGGCUUGUUUCAAGGACCUGCUGCUUGUUUUUGCUCACGUGACCUGGCAACACUGGUCGUAGUCUACUCAUCUAUUCCCAACAAGACAUGAAAUGAAACACGCGCCAAGGAAUGUUGUGAAUUAAAUAUUUCUUAGAAUGUUAAAGCAAACGGAGCAGUUACUUCGUUUAGCAAGAAACGUAUCUAAAAUAUUAAUUUGGUGCGAUAUGGAUGGCUGUGCGAUAAAGACAUUUCGCAAACCAUAGCAAGCAAGCCAUUGUUUGUGUCUGUUGGACUUCUCCACAUCAAGAUCAACAAGCAACAGCUAUCGUUCACAUUUAGGCUUCCAAUGAACUCAUAUCAACUCCACGAUUGAAGAAACACCGGAGUAUCGACUAACAUUAGAGUGAAGACAAUCCAAAGCAGCACGACACAAGUGCCUCCAGCACUGAAGGUCCCCCUCUUCCUGAGUGUGACUCGUCCCCACGACGUCACAAAUGCGACCAUGGGAAAUAGCAGUGAAUAGGCGGCCACCACCUGCCCCCUUAAAUCAAAGGAGGUUCCUUGGGGAGCCCUGCAACACCCCUGUUCAUCUCAGGAGAAGCCCUCCAUUACGACGACAGUGGGGUCAACGAGAUCGGCCUGUACUGCACGGCUCCCUACACCAAGAUGAGAACUUCCACCACUCGCUCUUCUCGCAGCAGCCGCCGCAGCAGCAGCAGCAGAUUCCUUUAGAUGAGUCUAGACAGUACAGCCAUACCAGCGCACCGCCACGUAUGCUCCACCCUGCCACGCACCCUCCUCAGCAGAGUCCCAUCAUGGUGGAUCUUCACGAGCAGAUGCACCAAGGAUCAGUCCCAAUAUCUUACACAGUUACCACGGUGACGACCCACGGUUUUCCUAUCCACACCGGGCAACCUAUCCCAGGGUGCAACACUCAGCAGCUCCCAGCAUGCUCGGUAAUGUUCAGCGGACAGCUCUCUCUGCUCUGCUGCCUUCCUCCUCCUCUAAUCCAAGCAUGUACAAUGCAGCAUUUGCCAGUGUCUUACCAAGCCUUCCCGCCACUCAUCUCCAGUGAGCAUUUUAUACUGCAUCCCUCUCCACCUGUGCCCCCACACCAGCCACCACACCUUGCUCCUCUGAGCCAGUUUGUUCCCUUGCAGCCUCAGCAUCCGCGCAUGCCUCUGCAGAGGGUAGAAAAUGAAGUUGACCUAAGAGGGGACCAGCACCCAUUGGGGACCUUCUCCUAUCCUCCUGCACAUCAUCCACCAGCAAUGCCUCCCUCAAUGCCCCUGCAGUACCUUCCUCAAGAGCCGCUUCACCAGGAACUGCCCUUUGGAGUGCCAUAUCCCCAUGUCCUGCCAAGGCGUGUCAAUGGACAGAGAUACAGGUUACAGCAGCCUUUGCCCCCGCCACCUCCACCACCCCCCUACUACCCUGGAUUCUUACCUUAUUUCCUCUCAAUGCUUCCAGUGCCUCCAACUGCAGUGGGCCCAGCCAUAAGUCUGGACUUGGAUGUGGAUGAUGUAGAGAUGGAGAACUAUGAGGCAUUGCUCAAUUUGGCCGAGAGACUUGGCGAGGCCAAACCGCGAGGACUCACUAAAGCCGACAUAGAACAGCUUCCGUCCUACCGGUUCAAUCCUGAGAACCACCAAUCUGAACAAACUCUGUGUGUUGUAUGCUUUAGCGAUUUUGAGUCAAGGCAGCUACUCCGAGUACUACCCUGUAACCACGAGUUUCAUGCUAAGUGUGUGGACAAAUGGUUAAAGACCAAUCGCACGUGUCCAAUCUGUCGAGCCGAUGCCUCUGAGGCUCACCGGGACGUCGAUUGAGCCAGCUCCAAGUCCUGCAUUGGAGAAACAGCACAAAAAAAAACACAGGACGAAGAAGAACAAAAAAAAUCCAACAAAAUGACAAAACACAACUGGAGUCUGUGACUGGGGAUGACCUGCCACCUAACCUGUGCUCUCCAGCCAAACCGAUACCAACAUCCCUCCCCCUCCCCCACCUCAACCAAUAAGCAAUCUUGGAUUUUGUAUGGAACGUGUUUGACCUCUGCUGUGCAUCGUCGUGUGAGUUUCAUCAACGCUACUGCCUACUAUAGCCACCAAUAGUUAUGGAAUUUUUAAUCUCUCCUUUCCCAGUUCCCUUUUUGCUUUUCUGCCCUCGUAUUUUGCAGAUUCCAAAGAUUUAACAUGUAUGUGAUGAGUUGCCAUUUUUCUUAUUUUCUUUUUUCUUUUUUUUUUUGUUAAUGGAAUGUUCUCUAGCUAUUCUGGCUUUUUCUUCACAUAAGGCGCUACUAUAAGGUCAGCAGCGAGAGGCAGUUAUAAGACUGGGAUGAGGGGAUGGUUGGAUAUGCAGAUAGUGCAAUCAGCCGAGCAGGGAAGGCUUAAACAGUUGGUUGGUUGAAGUCAAUGGGCCAUUCCACUGGUUCAAAAGAAACCGUUUGACCGCCAUAGAUGCAUGUUUGUGUAGGUGAUGGGCAAAGUGACUUGUUAAAUAAUGUACGUUUUUUGCAAUAAUGUAUCGACAAUUUCAAUAUCGCUAUCCAAUUUUUAGUUUUAAAACUUUAUUUUCACCUGCGAAUGCUAUUGUGAAAGUAUGACUUGCAGUGGUUAAACGUUCAGAAUCUUUUAACGCCUGAUGUACAAGGAGAAAAAAAAAAGAAGAAAAAAAAAAGAUCCAAUGCGAAAUAUGACUGCAAACGAUGGACAUGCACCUGGUUGGAAACCCUGACCCCUUCCCAACAUUUUCCACUUGCUCACAUGGACCUGAAAAGGGUUUAGGAGCUUCCCCUUAUGCAGGGGGAGGCAUU
This is a messenger RNA of Sardina pilchardus (European sardine), 2877 nucleotides long. RefSeq names its product ring finger protein 44 (gene rnf44). The record is from RefSeq and is a predicted model, not a curated record. Gene Ontology annotation, biological process: protein ubiquitination. The transcript is spliced from 11 exons. Gene Ontology annotation, molecular function: ubiquitin protein ligase activity. NCBI's taxonomy places the organism in Eukaryota, Metazoa, Chordata, Actinopteri, Clupeiformes, Clupeidae. Bases 560 to 1894 code for a protein of 444 amino acids.